Messenger RNA from Monopterus albus (swamp eel), 2752 nucleotides. RefSeq names its product transmembrane channel-like 1 (gene tmc1). Lineage: Eukaryota; Metazoa; Chordata; Actinopteri; Synbranchiformes; Synbranchidae. Gene Ontology annotation, cellular component: plasma membrane. The transcript is spliced from 18 exons. The coding region runs from base 201 to 2735 and encodes 844 amino acids. Gene Ontology annotation, molecular function: mechanosensitive monoatomic ion channel activity. Gene Ontology annotation, biological process: vestibular reflex; detection of mechanical stimulus involved in sensory perception of sound. The record is from RefSeq and is a predicted model, not a curated record.
UAAAAAGAGCAUCAAAAGUAGGAGAGGGGAAAGAGGAAUUACAGGGCAGAGCUGAGAAAAGACAAAGGGGCAGGAGAAGGAGAGCCAAAACUGAUCAAGAGUCAGAAAGAAGAGAGAGGGAUGAGGAAGAGCAGGCUGAAAUAAAAAGUGGUAAGGUGGCAAAAACAAGGAAGAAUAUCAAAAAUGAAAAAACAAGACAAAUGGAGCAGGAGAAGGGAGAAACUGGAGAGACAAAUGAGAAGGGAAAAAAGAAGCAUGGAAGUGCCAAAAAAGAAGAAAAAGAAGAGGAUGAAGGUAAACACACAGUAAAGGAGGAAGCACAGGAAGUGAAGAAGAAAAAGCACAAGAAAGUAAUUGUUACAAGUUCAGAGCCGGAGACGAGUGAGGCAGAUGACCACGAGGAUGAUGACAAUGAGGAGACAGAGGUGAGGCCAGAGUCUCUGUCACCUGAAGAACUGGAGAAGCUGAAGGAGGCGAUGGAUGAGAGGAAGAAACUGAUCCAGAGUCUGAGGGGCAAACCCUGGCCAAUGAAACAGAAACUAGACACUUUACGGGAGUCUCAAGAGUUUGUGGAGAAACAUGAGGGAGCUUUGGGGAAAGGGAGGGGCAGAAAACUCUAUGCUUACAAGGUCAUGAUGACCAAGAAAUGGAUGAAGUUCCAACGGGACUUUGAAAACUUCAAAACUGCCUGCAUUCCCUGGGAGAUGAAAAUUAAGGAGAUAGAAAGUCAUUUUGGCUCCUCAGUUGCCUCUUAUUUUAUCUUCCUGAGGUGGAUGUAUGGCAUCAACAUGAUCUUAUUUGGUCUGACCUUUGGCCUGGUUAUGGUGCCAGAGGCAUUAAUGGGGAAGUCAUAUGGCAGCAUUCCAAGGAAGACUGUCCCCAGAGCCGAGGAAGCCAGUGCCAUGGACUUUGCCGUCUUAUGGGACUUUGGGGGUUAUGCUCAGUAUUCAGUCCUCUUCUAUGGUUACUACAACAACCAGCGUGCCAUUGGCUGGCUCAAGUUUCGCAUGCCUUUGUCGUACUUCCUGGUUGGCGUGGGUACAGUGGCAUAUAGCUAUAUGGUGGUCAUAAGAACGAUGGCCCGUAAUGCAAAUGAGUCUGGGAUUGGAGAUGACAACAGCUUUAAUUUCAGCUGGAAAAUGUUCACCAGCUGGGACUACCUGAUAGGAAACCCUGAAACUGCAGAUAAUAAGUUUGCCUCCAUCACCACCAGUUUCAAGGAGGCAAUCUUAGAGGAGCAAGAGAGUCUAAAGGAUGACAAUAUCCAUCUGACUCGUUUCCUGCGGGUGCUGGCCAACUUCUUGGUAUUGUGCUGCUUAGCGGGAAGUGGAUAUUUAAUCUACUUUGUAGUGCGCCGCUCUCAGAAGUUUACCCUAGAUGGACUGGAGAAUCACACUUGGUGGGAAAGGAAUGAGGUUAACAUGGUCAUGUCUUUACUGGGGAUGUUCUGCCCCAUGCUCUUUGAUGUCAUCAGCACCCUGGAGAACUACCACCCUCGUGUCGCCCUGCAGUGGCAGCUGGGUCGCAUCUUUGCCCUCUUCCUGGGAAAUCUCUACACCUUCAUCAUUGCACUCAUGGAUGAAAUCAACAUCAAAAGGGAAGAGGAAAAUAUUGUGAAGUUUAAUAUAACCAUGUGGGAAGCCAGCCUUUACAAUGGCACAUUAAUGGAAAACAGCACUGCUCCACCCUUCACUAUCCACCCUGCUGAUGUGCCCAGAGGACCCUGCUGGGAGACCAUGGUGGGGCAGGAGUUUGUCCGGCUGAUCAUAUCUGAUACCAUGAUGACCUACAUCACACUACUGAUAGGUGAUUUCUUGAGAGCCGUGCUUGUCCGUUUUCUCAACAACUGCUGGUGUUGGGACCUUGAAGCUGGAUUUCCAUCCUACUCUGAGUUUGAUGUCAGUGGGAAUGUCCUUGGCCUGAUCUUCAAUCAGGGAAUGAUAUGGAUGGGUGCAUUUUAUGCCCCCUGCUUGCCUGCUCUGAACGUCCUACGGCUCCAUGUGUCCAUGUACCUGCAGUGCUGGGCUGUGAUGUGCUGUAAUGUGCCACAGGAAAGAGUUUUCAAGGCCUCUGGUUCCAAUAACUUCUAUAUGGCCAUGUUGCUCGUCAUCCUCUUCCUGUCCACUCUGCCUGCCAUCUACACCAUUGUCACCAUCCCCCCAUCCUUUGACUGUGGACCCUUCAGUGGGAAAAAACGAAUGUUUGAUGUGAUCCAUGAGACACUUGAGUCUGACUUCCCCGUCUGGUUUAGUAAAGUGUUCAGCUAUGCCUCUAACCCUGGACUGGUGCUACCCUUCAUAUUACUUAUGGCACUGGCCAUUUAUUACUUGCAAUCUACAGCCAAAAGCUACAAAGAAGCUAAUGUGGAACUGAAGAAAAAAGUACAAAUGCAAAAUGAAGAAAACAAGAAGAAAAACAAAAGGGCAGCACUGAAAGCACAACUGGAUCUAGAGGAGGCCAGAAAAGCAGCAUCGCAGGCUGCAGAGCAACAAAAGAACAAUGCUUCACCACAUGACCAGGAGGCAAAUGUGGACAAUGGUGUUAGUCAGAUACUGCAUCAUGGUAAGAAUGGAAGCAACCCUCCUCCUCCUGUUAGAGGUCAAGAAUGCUACCUUCCAGCCCCUGUCCCCAGAACCAAUCACCGUGGCAUCCAUGGGGCAACUGGUUACCGGCCUGGUUGCCCUCAACAAAGUGAAACCAGGAUGUACAGGGUACCAAGCCUGCAGAGACACUGAGGGAGUGUGACUCAAAG